Staurois parvus is the source of this 321-nucleotide messenger RNA. The record is from the annotation of a GenBank genome assembly. NCBI's taxonomy places the organism in Eukaryota, Metazoa, Chordata, Amphibia, Anura, Ranidae.
AACUGUGAUUGCUCACAGCUUGUCACAUGGUACAAGGCUGUUGUGAAUGGCCCUGUACCAUGUGAUCUCUAUGAUCAUUCACAGAUUUCACACGUAGUAAACACUGAUGUCAGAAGUGACAUCUUGCUUAUUACUAUUCAUGUGAUCACUGAUUGGCUAAUCAGUGAUCACAUGAUCGGGACCUCACACACGGAGGUCUUGUACACCAUUGAGAAAUACCGUGCGAGCUGUGAUUGGUCACAGCUUGUCACAUGGUACAAGGCUGUUGUGAAUAGCCCUGUACCAUGUGAUCUCUGUGAUCAUUCACAGAUUUCACACGUA